Messenger RNA from Saccostrea cuccullata (small rock oyster), 1456 nucleotides. RefSeq lists its product as uncharacterized. The coding region runs from base 406 to 1284 and encodes 292 amino acids. The transcript is spliced from 4 exons. Lineage: Eukaryota; Metazoa; Mollusca; Bivalvia; Ostreida; Ostreidae. The record is from RefSeq and is a predicted model, not a curated record.
GAAAUAAACAUAGAAUUUUCCCACCGAUUGGAACACUACUCCUCUCUGGUUACACCCUACUGAGCACUCCUAACUAUCCAGUGAACCAGCGGGGGCCACCAAACAACAUUGUCCUAUUAAAUUAUAAUUCGACGACAACAACUAGUAAUUAGAGGUAAUCAGGUAAGCUAUCAGCGAUCCUCCCUCAACCCCCCACUCCCGUGGACGAGUACUCCACUGACACCUCUCAAUAUAUUGACCUUGAUCACCGAUAGAUCAAUAGUUCACACCUGAUUGUCACACCUGGCAGAUGCCAAUUUCGCUGUCGUAAAAUCACUUCAAAUAUACACAUAGGUAAAUCUGUAAUCAACGCUAAACUUUGUCAGUUUAAACAAUAGCUUUGAGGAAUACAGACCAGUGUUCACCAUGAAAAUUAAAAGAACCAUCGGAGAGAAACUUCGGAAAGUCACGAAGGCUACGAGGAAUGGUGGUAUUGGCAAAGAGAACAGUAAGCAUGUGAGUGCUGAGAAGAACCGUGACCGCCUUAACAGGUGCUUGUCCCAGAUCAGAUCAGCCGUGACGGUGUCAAACAUAAAACAGGCGUUGACAGUAAACAACAUUCCAACUACAUUAGAACAUGACACAGGUGAUUUGUAUCAACAACGAAAAUUCAAGACGAAAGAGACCACUCAGAGUGAGAGGAAACCAAUCAACCAGGAAGUAAAAUCCCAGUCCCGGGGAAUGAAGGAUAUCUUCAAAAGUCUGAAAAAUCUGAGAAGUAGAUCUAACAUUAAAGGCUGUUCAUACAAAGUUCUACCCAGGAUGCCGCGGGGACAGCAAUGCUUGGAUCUGGCGGCGCCGUACACCACGCCUGUAGAUAACCUAAACUCCGAACCAACCCGGCGGAUGCCACAGAGACGGCUGUUUAGUCGAGCCCUCUCAAAUUUAGACAACUCAGUACUCAGUGCUCAGCAGUACACGAUGUCCACUAUGAUGUGCCCCGACACAACCAUGUACAGCCACCCUCAGCCGGUCUUUCUGGAGUCUGAUGUCGAUAUAUCGCUUCCCCGAUUAUCGUCAACGCCUCUUACCGCAAGGAUCGGUAGUCCUCGCUUUGCAUCGACACCUACAUCCGAUAAACACGCCAGCAUCAUCUCCAGGAUCGAUCACGUGAUGGAAAGCUCAGCCAAUCAGUGUUCCAAGAUAUUUGAAACUGGACAUGGUGUUCAUCUGAAAAUGGCUCUAGAACCUUUAUUUACCGAAAGUUACGAAGCAGUGGCGGAUAUGUGGAGGCCUUGGUUAUGAUGACCUUGACCUUCCGCUUGAUUAGUGCUAACGUACACUCACUGUUUUAUUUAAUUAUUUUGUAUAUAUUGUGUGCUUAACUACAUUUGACAACCAUUCUGCGGAAUAAAAACGUAUUUGUACAACUUUACCUUUCAUGUUUAUAUCCAGCAAACGAAUUGAGAAAGUUAAG